AUGAAAUUUAAGGUCCCCCACCAACCUCCUCACUUUCGUAUACAUCUGCACUUCACACUUUCUGUUGUUUGUUCAAAAAUCACAAGAGAGAUGGGUAGCUCAGGAUUUUCAUGGAAACUGAACGAUCACCCAAAACUGCCCAAGGAAAAAAUCAUAUCAGUGGUGGUUUUGGAUGGAUGGGGCGAGGCCAAACCGGAUCAGUACAACUGCAUCCACGUUGCAAAGACUCCAACUAUGGACUCCCUCAAAAAUGGUGCGCCUGAGAAAUGGAGAUUGGUAAAGGCGCACGGUAAAGCAGUGGGGCUGCCUACAGAAGAUGACAUGGGCAACAGUGAGGUUGGUCACAACGCUCUUGGUGCUGGCCGGAUUUACGCACAAGGAGCAAAGCUUGUUGAUCUAGCUCUUGCCUCUGGAAAAAUAUAUGAAGGAGAUGGUUUUACCUACAUUAAGGAUUCUUUUGCAACUGGAACAUUGCACCUUAUUGGGCUACUAAGUGAUGGAGGUGUCCACUCUAGACUUGAUCAGUUGCAGCUGUUGCUAAAAGGUGCUAGUGAUCGUGGUGCCAAAAGAAUUCGAGUUCAUAUUCUCACUGACGGACGUGAUGUGUUGGAUGGCUCAAGUGUAGGCUUUGUGGAGUCUCUUGAAAAUGAUCUUACAAAGUUGCGCGAGAAAGGUAUUGAUGCCCAGAUUGCAUCUGGUGGAGGUCGUAUGCAUGUCACAAUGGAUCGUUAUGAGAAUGAUUGGGAUGUUGUGAAACGAGGUUGGGAUGCCCAAGUGCUUGGAGAAGCACCACACAAGUUUAAGAGUGCCGUUGAAGCUGUCAAAAAGCUGAGAGAGGAUCCUAAGGCAAAUGAUCAGUAUUUACCAGCAUUUGUUAUUAUUGAUGAUAGUGGAAAGGCUGUUGGGCCUAUUAUAGAUGGUGAUGCUGUUGUUACUUUCAACUUUCGGGCUGAUCGUAUGACUAUGCUGGCCAAGGCUCUUGAGUAUGAGGACUUCGAUAUAUUUGAUCGAGUUCGGUUUCCGAAAAUCCGUUAUGCCGGAAUGCUUCAAUAUGAUGGUGAAUUGAAACUUCCCAGUCACUACCUCGUGUCUCCUCCAGAAAUUGAGAGAACAUCUGGGGAAUAUUUAGUGCAUAAUGGAGUUCGGACUUUUGCUUGCAGUGAAACAGUAAAAUUUGGCCAUGUUACAUUUUUCUGGAAUGGAAAUCGCUCAGGAUACUUUAACCCAAAAAUGGAAGAGUACGUUGAAAUUCCAAGUGAUUCUGGUAUUACCUUCAAUGUCCAGCCAAAAAUGAAAGCCUUGGAGAUUGCUGAGAAGGCAAGAGAUGCUAUCCUUAGCCGCAAAUUCCACCAGGUACGUGUUAACUUACCUAAUGGUGACAUGGUGGGGCAUACCGGUGACAUUGAAGCAACAAUUGUGGCGUGCAAGGCUGCUGAUGAGGCUGUCAAGAUGAUCCUUGAUGCAAUCGAGCAAGUGGGUGGCAUAUAUGUUGUGACUGCUGAUCAUGGCAAUGCUGAGGAUAUGGUGAAAAGAAACAAGAAGGGUGAACCUCUUCUUGACAAGAGUGGCAAGAUUCAGAUACUUACUUCUCACACACUUCAACCUGUUCCUAUUGCAAUUGGUGGUCCUGGAUUGGCACCUGGUGUCAGAUUCCGCGAAGAUGUUCCUGGUGGUGGGCUUGCCAAUGUCGCUGCCACCGUGAUGAACCUACAUGGAUUCGAGGCACCCAGCGAUUACGAGCCAACCCUUAUUGAAGUUGUUGACAACUAG
Molecule: messenger RNA, 1770 nt
Organism: Fraxinus pennsylvanica
Lineage: Eukaryota; Viridiplantae; Streptophyta; Magnoliopsida; Lamiales; Oleaceae
Source: the annotation of a GenBank genome assembly